AUGGUCACGUACGAAAAGGUGACGGCCAAUAUGGGGAGGCGGGCCAGCAAGCACACUCGCGUAGAUGCAAGGUUUCCUGCACCUCUGAGCUCCUGGUCCAUAGCUACGAUGGAAGAAGCACUAGCCCCGGUGAGGUCAUCCGGGACUUUGGGUGGUUUGCUCGGUGGUGGAUUCUGGCGAGCAUGGGCAGGCUGUGCUACCCUCGGAUUAGCCCUAUGGGGUUGUUAUCAAGUGACCGUGUCCGCUGUCGUCGGAAUGACGACAGCAAUUCUUCUCUAUUUUGUCAAUCGUCGGCGCAAUGAUUCAAAUUUUGUGACGGUUCAUCAAUCUAGCCCGUACACUGAAUACCAGUCCGUUGUAAUUGAUGAAAAGAAAAAUCUCCGAACUGCUGCCAUUCCGGCAAAGUUUCCCGAGCUAAAGGCGUUGAAGACAACCAGGGAGAUCAUUCUUCACGCAUUGAAAAUAGACCCUCAUCGCCAGUGUUUCGGAAGAAGAACUGAUUUCAAUUCUCCACCGAAAUGGAUCACAUACGAAGAAGUCUACGAAACCAUCAAGAUUGUUGGUUCCGCUCUGGUCUAUUUGGCUGAACCUUCAAAGCGAUCAGAUACGUUUGUGGGAAUUUGCGGAUCAAAUGCAUUCGAGUGGGUGUAUACACAACAGGCAUGUGGGAAUUAUGGUCUGGUAACCGUACCUUUGUACGAUACACUGGGGAAUGAAGCUUUGGAACACAUUAUGCAGCAGACUCAACUUCACAUUGUGGUCUGCGACACGGCGAAACGCGCCAAAAAUUUGUUGUCCUGCUCCUCGUACUGCUUGAUGCAUAUUGUGAUUUGGCAAAACGACAUGGAUCUGAUCAAAUUGCGAACUGAAGAGCAAAAUGUCUCGAUUAUCAGCUUUGAUGAAUUAUUGGAUGUUCAGCCGGACGAUAUGUACCUCAUUUGUUAUACCAGUGGCAGUACAGGUCUUCCAAAAGGUGUCAUCUAUACACAACAGCAGUUCAUGAAUUGUUUAGUCAGAACAAAGGAGUCCAUAGACGAGCUGAAUUUUGCACUGUUUCACGCCGGUCGCGUGGUUUUCUUGACAAAAAGCGUUACGGAAUUGCCACAGGAUUUGGAAUUCUAUCGACCAACCGUUUUUAUUUCUGUUCCCCGAAUCUUCACGCGAAUGUAUAUCAACACACUGAAAGGCUGCACGAGUCGAUUUAGUCGUUGGCUGUUGGAAUUCGCUAUUCAGCAGAAGCUGUCGGAACAGAGAAAUUCUACUCUCACUUUCGUUUCUUUUUUUCAAAAUUUUUAUCGUCUUCAUAAAAAGGUGAUCGAAGGAUACGGAUCCACCGAAGCCGGUGGCGUUGUCUGUACCAGUCUGGUGGGAGAUCAGAGCACGGGAACUGCGGGAGCUUUGAAUGUUGGAGUUCAGGUUAAACUCGCAGAUGUUCCAGACAUGGAUAUUGUGGUCGAACGAGAUGGAAUGGGCGAAGUAGGUUUGUUGUUGUUGUUGCUGCUGCUGCUACUGUUCAUUGAAGAUUCCCAUUGUAACAUUUGA
This is a messenger RNA of Echinostoma caproni, 1542 nucleotides long. The record is from the annotation of a GenBank genome assembly. Lineage: Eukaryota; Metazoa; Platyhelminthes; Trematoda; Plagiorchiida; Echinostomatidae.